CUGCAAUGUCAGUUUUUGGUGGCUCAUUACCAUUUUCGAGUAGUACUGACGUAUUCAGACGAUUAAGCGCUUUUAUGUUUCUUAAAAUGUGUAGGCCAUAGUUCGAAGUUAAUUCAAAGAGCUGAGUGACCUAUGUAAAUGCUAAUAUGAACCGAAUAUAAUUACAAUCCAUUAACUGUCUGGUCGGAUAACGAAAAUUUGCAACUCUUUUUAAUAUAAGGUUUUGCUAACAGCUUAAGAUGUACAAUCUUCGGCUGCGCUCAAACUUAUCCUUCCUUAGUUGCUUAUAUUUAGUUAAUAUACGUCAUUUAUAUUUGCGGUAUCUAAAUGGAUCACAAUGCGAACAAUUUUUUAAUCAAAAUAUUUAAUGAAUAAUUUGUUAAUUACAUAAUUUAAGCAUGCAAAAUAAAAUUCAUCACGUAAAAAAUAAACGCGACAAAUACUGGGAGUUAUAAAAGUGCAAUAUUCAAAAAGUUUUGCUCAUUCUUUCAUUUUCCUCUAACAAAAUGAAUUUGGGAACUCUUCCUGCAUUUAUUACUGGGUUCUAUCUUCUCACUCAAUUGGCAUCGAUAAUCGCAUACAUAAAGUUCACGAAUUUGAAGUGUGAGAACUACGACAAAAGCUUCCUGAAUUUCCGAAAAUGCGAUCUUAAGGCUUUGUCUCGCAACAAAGUCGCGCUCACCGUGGACGUUCAAAUUUUCCAAUUGCCCAUAAGAAAUUUCAGCGUUAAUUUGGAUGUUUAUAGAAAGGCGAAUGGCUAUCGUCCUUUCCUUUUUAAUAUAACAACAAAUUUUUGUGAGUUUUUUAAAAACAGGAAGCGACUACCUUUUGGAAAGUUGAUAAUGGACGCGGUGGAAUUAUAUUCAAAUCUGAACCACUCUUGCCCUUUCAACGUAAGAUGUCAUGUAUUAAAAUUAGUUUGUUUUUCAUUUUACAAUAAUUCAUAUAAUUUCAAGCAUGACCUAAUCGUCAAAGAUUUGGUGCUCCAGAACGAACAACUUCAAUCACUGCCUGCGCCAACUGGUGAAUACCUUCUGCGAAUUACGGCUGCAUUCUACAAUGUUUGGAAAUUUAAGGUCCAUGCAUAUAUACAAAUAGUUGAAGAAUGAAUUGAAUCACUACACGGCAAAAACAACAGUUUUCUGGUCGUGAACAAACACUAACUUGUUAAAUACCUUCUUCUUCAAAAUUCAUUAAAAAGGAUUUAAAUUGGUUAACGUAAU
Molecule: messenger RNA, 1223 nt
Organism: Bactrocera dorsalis (oriental fruit fly)
Lineage: Eukaryota; Metazoa; Arthropoda; Insecta; Diptera; Tephritidae
Exons: 1
Coding region: 507-1109 (200 amino acids)
Source: RefSeq, a predicted model, not a curated record